GCUCAAAUCCACUUCAGUCAUUCACUUGCUUAGAUAAGUCGAAGCAAACAAUUUACUGUUGUCACAGUUUUUUUUCUCUCGACUACAGCCAAGCAGAAAGGUCCACAGUGUACAACAUAGGUUGACUCGACGUCUUGGAAGUUUGUAGCCGGACAUGAAGGACGAUUUUUUUAUUUGUAGAAAAGUCGACGGACUGACGCGAUGAAGUCAGGUAUGAACAAGCCACCAUUGGCCCCUAAACCCAAUCUAUCCCAGCUCCAGCCAGUGUCUGCGUUGACACCUGGAAAAUAUGCCCUAUCGAACCAGGCUGCUGGCCAGCCGCAGAGGGUAAAACCGAUGCUGGCACCAAAACCCAACCCUUCCAAGCUGAACUCCAAACCUAUUGCUUCAAAGAUCCUUCCUACUACAAUCACGACACCCCCACAGAUGGUCGGCCGGCUUAACACUCAAAAUGGAAUGCAAAACGACAGCAAAAAGCCAAACUGGGAUUAUAUUAUCCCCAUUUGUCUAUGUAACCAAAAAGACUGCCGCUGCAUCCGCGACAAUCACAUUGACAAAGUAGAAAAAGACUUUAAAACUUUUCCAAUUGUGAAGAGUGUGGAGAAUGAAAAGAACACAUCUCCAGAAAGAAAGACAGAUAAUACAAAAAGAAAAGUCACACAUGUGCUAACUGCUAAUGGCCAGCUCCCAAACCAUAACCCUCCUCGAGAAUCUUCACAUGCUUUAGACAAGUGUCUCAACAAAAAUUUAAAUACCUCCAGUCCUCAUAUUAAUGUUAAACUACUUCCUUUCAGAACUGUGAACAAUGAGGCAAACUGUAAUGUGAUUACCCGGGAUGAUACCAAUCAUGUUCCAGUGGGAGAAACCAAUCGUUUUGAACAAAAACAACAACUAGCGACCCCUAGUAAACAUGUCCCUGUUCCGGUGCCACGGAAACCCAAAAACGCCUUUCUGGCCCAUCAGGAAAAGGUGGAGGAGAAAGCGGAGAUAACUGUCCAGGAAGGGAGAAAAAUGAAUGAGUUGAAGGUGUCAUCUGAAGGAAAAGGCAGGGCAUCCUCAUCUGUCAAUGUGACUGCUGGUGAAAACAGAACAUCGUUAUCAUCUGCCUCAACACCAGCUCCUACGCCCAGGAAAAUACCUUAUCUCUCUGCACCUGAAAAUGCACCAAGUCCUGCUCAGUCAAUGCUCCAAAACAACGUGGAAGAAGAAGACCUGGGCUGGGACAGUACCAUCUAUGAUAUGGAGCUAUCUGUUGAUAAGGAAGAGGAGGAGCUGGAGGUAGAAUCUAAAGGAACCCGUAAUCUGGUGACCGCCAGCAAAGACCAGACAGAUGUCAAUUUUCGCUCCAACAGUCCAGGCAAUAACUUUGGAGCAGUCAAGCUAGUUCCUACAAAGCCCCGAAGAAACAACAGCCCAAUGUCGUGGAUGAAGAAGACUGAAUCCCUUGAUGUAGGAAAGGAACUGAAAUCAGGAAUUAAUGUGAAAAGUCAGAAGAUUGUCAUGGCAGAUCUUCCUUUGCUUCCAGAAAAGACGAAAACAACACAUGAAAGUACCCCAGCGGCAACCUCGGGCAAACAGAGACCCAGGUCCUUCUCUGGUAUAGACUUGGUCCGAUCUGAAGGAAGAAGGAGCUCUUUCAGAAAGCUGCUGGAUCUAAAGCUGUCUGUCAUGAUGCUGCCUAAGCUCAUGACUAAAGGAUCCCAGACACUGGAGUCCAAUGAUCAGGACAUACCCCAUGAUCUUCAAUGCGCUCUCGCAGUGGAAAACAAGUAUUCCUGCCCUCUGGUCGGAGUGGAACAAAGUGUAGACUGUGAGGAAUUGUGUCCCACCAACGAACAGGACGCAAACUAUGAAAACAUUUGCUUUUAUGAAGAGAUAACAGACUACGAGAACAUCUACUUUGGUGGCUCGGAGGGUUCCAGUGUUACCUGGCAGAGUUUGUACAAUGAUGAUGGCAUUUACGAGGAACCAGAGUCGUUUUUGUCCCCAGAUAAAAACACUGACUAUGACAGAAGUUCCAUCGACGAAGAAGUGGAUGAUGGCGCUUCAGACGAUGACUUCAUGAUAUCUUUUUCAGACGUGGAAGCCGAAGACGACAGCUCUGUCUCAAGUAAAGGAGACCACGAGCUGCCAGAGGAAAGUGCGACGCAAAGUGGCCCUCGAAUGACCAAGAUCCAUCACAUCGCUACGGAAAUAAUGACUUCCGAGAAAGUGUUUGUUGAUGUCCUGAAGCUGCUUCAUGUUGACUUCCGAGACGCCGUGGACAAAGCGUCUCAACAAAACGGCAAACCUGUGAUUGAGGAGCGUCUGCUCAACCAGAUCCUGUAUUACCUUCCGCAACUCUAUGAACUCAACCAGGAUUUGCUGCAGGAGCUGCAGAAUCGACUAGCCAAAUGGGAUGAAAAUAAGAAGUUGGCUGAUAUAUUCCUGAAGAAAGGUCCCUAUUUGAAGAUGUACUCAACAUACAUCCGGGAGUUUGACAAGAAUGUGGCUCUACUUGAAGAGCAGAGCAAGAAGAAUCCACUCUUUGGUGCUGUCGUGAGAGAAUUUGAGGCUGAUCCACGUUGUGCCAACUUGGCUCUGAAGCAUUACCUCCUAAAGCCCAUUCAAAGGAUUCCUCAGUACCAGCUUCUCCUCAGAGAUUAUUUGAAAAACCUGUCCAAAGACUCAGCUGAUUACAAGGACACACAAACUGCUCUUGCUAUUGUGAAAGAGGUAGCAAAUCACGCCAAUGACAUCAUGAAGCAAGGGGACAACUUCCAGAAGCUGAUUCAGGUGCAGUGCAGUCUUAACGGUCAUCAUGAGAUCGUUCAGCCUGGAAGAAUAUUCCUGAAGGAGGGCAUGCUUAACAAGCUGUCGAGGAAAGUCAUGCAUCCCAGGAUGUUCUUUCUGUUUAAUGACAUCCUGUUGUACACUACUCCUGUUCAGUCGGGCCAGUACAAGUUUAACAGCAUGUUGUCUUUAGCUGGGAUGAAGGUGAGCAAACCAAGUCAAGAGGCUUGCCAGAAUGAGUUCCUCAUUGAGAGCGUAGAGCGUUCCUUCAUUCUGUCUGCAAGUUCGGCUUCAGAGAGGGAUGAGUGGCUUGAGGUCAUUUCAACAGCGAUCAGUGAUUACACAAAAAAAAAGAUUACUUUCAUAUCUGGAAAGUCUUUCGAUGAGGUUCAACUCAGCGAUGGUGCUGAUGGUGCCUCUUUGGGUGCCAAAGCUCCCAUUUGGAUCCCUGACCCACGUGCCACCAUGUGCAUGAUCUGUACAUGCGAGUUCACGCUGACGUGGAGGCGACACCACUGUCGGGCCUGUGGCAAGGUUGUGUGCCAGUCAUGCUCCUCCAACAAGCAAAGCCUUGAAUACCUCAAGAACCAGUUAGCAAGAGUGUGUGACCAGUGUUACCUUGUGCUACGAGAGCAGAAAAGUGAAGAAGAUGCCUCUGCUGCUGCACUUCCCAAAGCCCCGUUUACAUUCUCUCGCAAACAAAAGCGGAUACCAGCUGCCCUGAAAGAGGUGUCCGCCAGCACAGACAACCCCUCCAUGAGUGGCUAUUUGCAGAGGUCAAAGGGCAAGAAGAAGCAGGGGAAGCGUUUGUGGUUUGUGAUCAAAGAUAAGGUUCUGUACACCUAUGCUGCCAGUGAGGAUGUCGCUGCCUUGGAGAGUCAACCACUUUUAGGAUUUGUCUUAAAAGCUGAUUCAUCCCAAAAGUUGCAGUUCAAGCUUUACCACAAAAACACCCUGUACUACAAUUUUAAAGCAGAUGAUAUCCAGACAGCCCAGAGGUGGAUUAACACUUUCCGAGAAUCAGCUGUACUUUAGUCUCUGGAGACUGACUGUGUGAUGUUGACAUUUCAUCUCUGGACUGCAAGGUUUUUUUGUUUUGUUUUUUUACCUCAGUGUUCCGUUUUCCCCAUCUGAAGAGACCACAUAUGUUCUCUUAAAAUACAAUGCUAUUAUUUUUGUUAAAGAUUUUUGCUUUGCUGAAGUUACCCUUUAUAAACAUCUCUCGUAAUUUUUAACAGAACAGUGGUAUGUAUGUAGUUUACUAUUUGUGAUUAAAAGCUCUUUUUGUCUAACAUUUUGUUCAUUGCUGACUUUUGGUUUAGUUGCAUUUACACAAAAUCUGCUUGUUCACUGUUGCACACUAUUUUGGGUUGAAUGUUAUGAAACUCAAAUUAUAGCAAUUUAUAAAGUUGUGUAUGUUUCCCCUCAUUAGGACCAUACUUGUUCCAGUAAUGGUAACGGGAGCACUUGACUCACUCAAAUGCAUGUAAAUACUGUAGUUGUGUUGUGUAAAUACUGUUGUGUAAAUGCUGAUAAUCACAAAAGAUAUGUAAUUACAUUAAAUGUGCACAUCUUGUGACCGUAGUAAUAUCAUUUUAGCAUGCUGUACUUGGACUUAAAAAAUGUCAAUUACAUGAAUGCAGUGCAGAAAUGAAAGUUUAUUGCACUUUUUGAAGACAAGUUACAAAGUGCU
Messenger RNA from Corythoichthys intestinalis (scribbled pipefish), 4465 nucleotides. RefSeq names its product FYVE, RhoGEF and PH domain-containing protein 6-like. Gene Ontology annotation, cellular component: cytoplasm. Bases 202 to 3807 code for a protein of 1201 amino acids. The transcript is spliced from 21 exons. The record is from RefSeq and is a predicted model, not a curated record. Lineage: Eukaryota; Metazoa; Chordata; Actinopteri; Syngnathiformes; Syngnathidae. Gene Ontology annotation, molecular function: metal ion binding; guanyl-nucleotide exchange factor activity.